AUGACUUCGACAGCAAUUGAUGGUAUAAAACGUUCGAACGUAUGCGGUGAUGGUUAUCGUAUUGAAGGCGUUGUUCUUAAAUCAUAUCCAUUCUCAAAAAUGGAAUCAUAUUUGCCUUAUGAAAAUUGUUUUAUGACAUUUCAAGCUCGACAACCAAGUAAUCAAAUACGUAUACAUAUAGUUAGACUUGAUCUAAAUGAUAUACGUAGUGGUACUGAUUGUUUGGAUUCACUACGUUUUUAUAAAUCAGCUUAUAUAAGACGAGAAGAUAAAAUUGAUUCUAUUGAAUGUGGACAAAUUUUUGAAGCAGAAAAUUUCAAUAUUAUUUCGCCUACAGGCAUUGUUACUGUUCAUUUUAGUACUGAUGGUGGAAAUGUCUAUGGUCUUGGAUUUAAAGUAAUUCUUACUGCUUUUCGUUCUCCAAAUAAAACACAUCCAUGUGAUCGAAAUGAUGAUGAAUUUCUUUGUAAUAAUGGUGAUUGUAUAAGUAGUUUACUUUUAUGUGAUGGUAUUACACAUUGUUUAGAUGGAUCUGAUGAAAUACCAAAUCAUUCGUGUAUAUUAAAUAUAGAAGACUCAAUAAAUAAUCUUAAUAUAAAAGCAAAUCAUCGUGCAAUGAUUGCUAAACAUCAACAUUGGCGUGGAAUAUUAAUUAUUGCUUUUUUACUUAUUAUAUUUAUUGUCUUUAUACUUUUUGUGGCAUAUUUUAUUUGUCGUCGUUGUGUUGAUUCAUCAAUUCCGGUACCUACUACACGAAGAAGAAGAAGAAUAAGAAGAAGUUUUAAAACUAUUGUUCAUUCUCCUUUUAAUGGACCUAAAAAUUCUACAACAACAACAACACAAGUAGUUAUACAAGAUGAAAAAAAUCGAAAACGUCUUGAUGAUGAUUAUAAUAUACUUUGA
Molecule: messenger RNA, 903 nt
Organism: Rotaria sp. Silwood1
Lineage: Eukaryota; Metazoa; Rotifera; Eurotatoria; Philodinida; Philodinidae
Source: the annotation of a GenBank genome assembly